Molecule: messenger RNA, 2249 nt
Organism: Phycodurus eques (leafy seadragon)
Lineage: Eukaryota; Metazoa; Chordata; Actinopteri; Syngnathiformes; Syngnathidae
Product: inositol monophosphatase 1-like
Exons: 9
Coding region: 84-926 (280 amino acids)
Biological process (GO): inositol metabolic process; phosphatidylinositol phosphate biosynthetic process; signal transduction
Molecular function (GO): inositol monophosphate 1-phosphatase activity
Source: RefSeq, a predicted model, not a curated record
AACCGAGUCGUUGAUCCGCAGCGUCAAGCUCAAAGUUAUUUUAUUUUCAUCUUUUUUUUUUUCCACGUCACGCCCCAUCCAGCAUGACAGACGUGUGGCAGAGUGCCAUGGACCAUGCCGUCGCUGUGGCGCGAAAAGCUGGACAGAUGGUGCGUGAUGCGGUGGGGAGCCUGCAAAAGGAGGCGGUGAUGGUGAAAAGUUCGUCCGUCGACUUGGUGACGCAGACGGACCAGAAGGUCGAGAAACUCAUCAUCCAAUCGGUCAAGGAGAAAUUCCCGACACACUGCUUCAUAGGGGAGGAGUCUGUGGCCGCAGGAGAAGUUAGCAUCCUGACUGAUGCGCCCACGUGGAUCAUCGACCCCAUCGACGGGACCACCAACUUCGUUCACACCUUCCCUUUCGUCGCCGUUUCCAUCGGAUUCUCCGUCAACAAGCAGGUGGAGUUUGGCGUGGUGUACAGUUGUUUCCAAGAUCAGAUGUACACGGCCCGCCGGGGGAGGGGCGCCUUCUGCAACGGGGAGCCGCUGCAGGUUUCCCAGCAGCAAGACAUCCAGCAGGCCAUCAUCGCCACGGAGUUCGGGUCCAACAGAGACCCUCAAACGGUGGACAAGAUCUUCUCCAGCCUCAAAAGGGUCGUCAGCAUUCCUGUCCACGGGGUGCGUGGCGCAGGAAGUGCAGCCAUCAACAUGUGUCUGGUGGCGUCCGGCUGCGUGGAGGCGUACUACGAGAUCGGCAUCCACGUGUGGGACGUCGCUGCCGGGUCGCUUGUCGUCGCCGAGGCCGGCGGCGUCCUGAUGGACGUGGAGGGAGGCCCGCUGGACUUGAUGUCCCGCCGUGUUUUGGCUGCCAACAAUCAGAGCGUCGCCGAGCGUCUCGUCAAAGAAAUCGACGCCUUCAGUGUGCGCCGAGAUGACGUGGCGUCAUGACCUCUGCGUUUGGCAUCAAUAAGUAACAAAUCUUACAUUUUGCUGGCGUCAGUCCCAAACCUCCUUUGUCCAACUUUGGUCAAUGUCAUAAGAUAAGACAUAAGACGUAAGAUUUUUCACAUAAAAGAUUAUGACAGACCCCACAAAUAAAGAUUACAAAAAUAAAUAAUCUGGCACUUAGCCGUUUUGGUUGUGUGGUGUGCUCCGAUAAUAUUAACACAGAACACCACACACAAAGAUUCUGUUCACCAGCCAUCUCGAAAUCCCACAAAAACUUCCGGUUUUGCAGACCUAAGGACAAUCUUUUGGGAUGAUCUCAUAAGACUUAAGAUUGUCUGGUGUUUGACAAGGUUGGAAAGGGGCAAAAUUGGCACAAUAUCAGGCCAAUUGUCUUAAUGCGUGUACCGGGCUUUAAGCACGUUUCCUCAUCCGCCCUCCAGAGAGGCUGUAGUAAGUCUAGUGCCCCGUGAAGGUGAAAUUAUCAUAUUGCACGUUUUGAUGAUAUCAACCGCUCCUGUACUCUGACGGCAGCUGGAACCAACCCUGGAAGGUAAAACAUCAUAUGGCACUAGAAGUUUAGAGGCAGUUACAAUAUACGCCAUACUAUGUAAAAGAGAACCCUAUUCAAACUGCCAUUGUCAUUUUUUACUUGACAGAUAAUUUGAUCAAUGAUUAUUUACACAAAUACACCAAAAUCUAUUUUACUCCUGACUUCCUUCUCAUUUUUUUUUCACAAAUUCUCAACAGCUUUUCGGACGCCAUGUCCACAACGGCAGUGACAAUUCGGCACCGAGUGGCACCACCUGGCGUAAAAAUUUGGUGAAGUUGAUGGUUAGCAUCAGAUGACUGUUGACUGACUUGUUUUGAUUUGGUGUGAAAUGAGGCAAGGAAGCAGGAAGUGCCUCGGAUGCUUUAUUUGUGCAGAAAAAACAACUGAAAAUGUUCCCGUAUGCGGUGAAAAUAAACGUUUAACUUUGGACAGGCGUGGCCCUCCACUCUUUCCCCUCUGUGAGCGCUCGCGGCUGGUGCACGAAGACGCUGAAUCGGACGCCCUGAUUGGCCGCCGCCCUGACGAAGCGGCUGUUGGCCGUCAUGGUGAUGGCCUGCAGCGAGUCGCCGGUGCCGAAGAUCAAGAGCGAGCGGCGGUUGACUUUGGCGCUGGGCGCAAGCGCCAGGGCUCGCUCUGACGGCCGGUCGUCUACCAGGCGCAGGCGGGCCAGUAGCUGGCGGGCACGCUCCUUCUCGUCGGGCCCGCCCAGCGUAUCCAGGAUGAGCUGAAAGUCACAGACGGCGGCCCGGCAGGCAUACAGCUCCUUGUCUGCC